Messenger RNA from Prorocentrum cordatum, 1119 nucleotides. NCBI's taxonomy places the organism in Eukaryota, Dinophyceae, Prorocentrales, Prorocentraceae. The record is from the annotation of a GenBank genome assembly.
AUGUACUUUUUCGAGCUGAUGCAGAAGGACAUGGACGUGACCCCCGACGUCAUAACCUUCAAUGCCCUCAUCGGCGCGUGCUCCAGGGGGGCCCAGCCUGACAAUGCCAUGUCCAUGCUGGACGCCAUGCAGGCCAGGGGCCUCGCGCCCAACGUGAUCACCUACAACGUCAUGAUCAGCGCGUGCGAGAAGAGCCGGCAGCCCGAGAGGGCGCUGGAGCUCUUUGAGGACAUGAAGAGACGGGGCCUGGAGCCCGACGUGAUCACCUUCAGCACCAUGAUCAGCGUGUGCGAGAAGGGGCGCCUCGGCGACAGGGCCAUCGAGCUCUUCGACGAGAUGCAGGCCUGCGGGCUCACCCCGGACAUCAUCACCUUCAACUCGCUGAUCAGCGCGUGCGAGAAGGGGCGGCAGCCGGAGAGGGCGCUGCAGCUGUACGAGAGCGCCUGCGCCAAGGGCCGCAUGCCAGAGAAGGCUCUGCAGCUGUUCGAGUGCAUGGAGGAGCGCGGCCUCGUGCCCAACGUCAUCACCUGCAACGCCCUGAUCAGCGCCUUCGACAAGGGCGGGCAGGCGGAGAACGCCCUCAGGACAUUCGAGGACAUGGAGAGGCGGGGCAUCGCGCCCGACGUGGUGACCUAUAACGCGCUGAUCUCGGCGCUGGCAAAAGGCCGCAGGGCGGCUGUCGCUCUGGAGCACUUCGCCGAGAUGCAGCAGCGGGGGAUUGCGCCGGAUGCCGUGACGUACUGCGCGGUGAUCAGCGCGUGCGAGAGGGGCCAGCUCCCGGAGAAGGCCCUCGAGCACUUCGACGCCAUGGUGGAGAGGGGGCUCGCCCCCGAGCCCAGCACCGCUGCCCUGCUUGUCGGCAUGUGCGUGAGGGAGGGCAGGCCUGCCGACGCCGUCCGCGCUUUCGAGGCCGCCCUGCGCUGCGGCCUGCUUCCCGACGCGGCCCUGCGCGCGACGGCGGCGGGCGCGUACGAGAGGCUCGGGCAGCCGGAAGCUGCGCAGAAGGUCCUCAGCGGCAAGCAGGCGCCCCCCUCAAGCUCUUCGCGCUCCUGGAGGGCGCGGCCGGACGGGGCCGCGUUCGCCGAGAAGAAGCAGGCGCUGAGGGCAGCUGGGCGCUGA